Molecule: messenger RNA, 3480 nt
Organism: Panicum virgatum (switchgrass)
Lineage: Eukaryota; Viridiplantae; Streptophyta; Magnoliopsida; Poales; Poaceae
Product: type I inositol polyphosphate 5-phosphatase 10-like
Exons: 11
Coding region: 1336-3024 (562 amino acids)
Biological process (GO): phosphatidylinositol dephosphorylation
Molecular function (GO): inositol-polyphosphate 5-phosphatase activity; phosphatidylinositol-4,5-bisphosphate 5-phosphatase activity; phosphatidylinositol-3,4,5-trisphosphate 5-phosphatase activity
Source: RefSeq, a predicted model, not a curated record
AGAUAACUUCUCUUCGUCCUCGAUCCCCCCUUUCCCUUGUCUUGAUUUCCUUUCGUUUCUAGUAAUUAUCUGCUGCUGGAGUUCGAUUCAUCAUUGGACUCGCACUCGCUUCUUUCUCCCCCCUUAACAUUUGUCCCGGUUCUGAUGCUUCUAAUGCAGUAGCAGAGUUUUCCUUUUACACCAUCAUCAGUUGAUGAUACCAAUGGCAAUCUUCUUUUAUAUAUAAAAAAACUUUACUCAAUAGUAUACCUUUCGCAUAAUUAGUUUGUCAUGUUGUUCACUGCUCAAUAUUUUGAGGUUUGUUGCUGCUUCCAACUUACCAUGCUCUGAAGUUUCCAAUGAAUUUUGGACCAUUCGUUUUUGUCAUUUUCCCUUGGAGCCUAAACAUCUGUUUCGGAUGCUUCCAAGGCCAAAACGGCUACCUUAUUCAAUCAACAAUGCGGUCUUGGUCUCCCCUCUUCUUGGUUUCCGUGUGCAAUCGGUCAUUAGUACUUCACUAUGAAGCAAAAGUAUGUUGGCCAGCUUUGGUUUUUUCGCGCUGUCUGUAUCUGAUGGUUUUAGAGGUUUCCAGUGCUCACACUAUUGACUAUUCCAACAUCAUGUUUUAAAACUUUCAGCUAUUUUCUAGCUUCCGGUAAUUCCUAGAUCAACCACUAUCCUUAUUUGGAUGCUUCCUUUGAAUUCUUAAUUCAGCAACAUGCAGUUCUUGGCAGUUGGCAACCUUGGUUUAUAUGUAGGUUUAUUCAGUUCGUGACAACUUUUCCUUCAUUACUGGAAGACAGCUUGUCAAACUCCCCAUUUUCUGAAUUCCGACUGUCUGUUUAAUUACUUUUCAUGCUUCCCAAAGGUUUGCAAGAUCUCCACAUUCUCUGCAAUGGCCAUUUCAAUCUAUCGAAGAGUUAGGAUAUAGUAGGUUAGUCCAAUAUGCCUAUUCUUGUGCGAGCAAAUGCGACCUCGUCCCAUUGUCUUGUUUGUCCAUUGUUUUAGGUUCCCUGUGGUUUGUUUCGUUUUCUUUAGCAUCUCAUUGAAUAAUGUUUCUCAAUUCUAAUUAUCUUAUUAGCAUGUCCAUGGCAGCAGUAGCAGCUGUGUCCCCCAUUUGGAACUUCACAUAUCUCUUUUAAACCUGUUUUGGUCAACUACCACUGUUCCAUAGGAUCGGAUUCACCGCCCUAACUCUGGAUGAAUGUCCAUCAUGUAGAUUUUUCCUUUGAGGACGGAAUACAUGCUUCAUUGUCGUCUACACCAUAUUCUUAGUGACAAAUUGUAAUUUGUUCAUCCUUGAAAUGAGCAGGCGUUCUAUUACCUGUCUUCAUUGCUUAAUGAUUCCUUUGUUUCAUGAGUUGUUCAUUUGAUGCUGGGGGCAGAAACUCUGCAGAAAUGGAUCAGAAACACAACAGAAAGAAGGAGUUUCUUUCUCUAAGAGUUCUUGGAGCAAAGGAUGGGAAUGCCUUGUCAAGGCAUGGUACAGAGUACUCCAUCAACUCCACAGUUGAUUUGAAAGAGUCCCCAAAGCAGUCAUCAGUGUCUUCCCCGUCAGCAUCAUCCUCAUCCUUCUUCAGAAGUUUUUCAGAAAGUAGAAGUCUAAAAUUCAGCAGCUUCGGUUCUCCUGCAACAAUUAGCAGUAACCACACAGAAGCUUUCAGGGUAUUUGCAGCCACAUGGAACGUAGCUGGAAAGACUCCGGACAGGGGUCUCAAUCUGAAUGAUUUCCUGCCUUCUGAUGAUUACUCAGACAUCUAUGUGUUAGGAUUCCAAGAAGUCGUCCCCCUCAACGCCGGCAACGUCCUGGUGAUCGAGGACAACGAGCCGGCGUCGAGAUGGCUUGCCCUCAUCAACCAGGCGCUGAACCGGCCUUCACCACCAUCUGACGCGUACGCCAUUUCUGAAGCUGCAGCGAGCUUCUCGUUCUGCCGGUCCGUAGACACGACGGCCUCCGGUCUCCAAACGCCCAGCUCCAGCCCUCUCGAUCCCUCGCGGUUCCACAAAUCCUCCAACAGAGAGAUCCGCCGCGCCGCCAUCACCCGCGGCCGCCGGCUCAAGACGUGCACCUGCCCGUCGGAGCGGCCUCGGAGUCGGAGGUCCUACAGGGCGCCGUGCCUGAUGGGUUGCGGCAAGAAGGCCGACGCCGUCGAGAGCGACACGACGACGUCGGACGAGGAGGACGACGAGGUCAGAACCAGCAGCUUCGCGGUGUCCGACGUGAAGAGCCCCGCGGCGGCGGUGGCGAGCCGGCGCGAGAGGUACUGCCUGGUUGCCUGCAAGCAGAUGGUGGGGCUGUUCGCGACGGUGUGGGUGAGGCGAGGGCUGGUGCCGCACGUCGGCCAUGUCCGGUUCUCCUGCGUCGGCCGCGGCAUCAUGGGCUACCUCGGCAACAAGGGUUGCAUCUCUGUGAGCAUGUCGCUGCACCAGACGAGCCUGUGCUUUGUGUGCAGCCACCUGGCGUCCGGGGAGAAGGAAGGCGACGAGCUCAGGAGGAACUCCGACGUCGUCGAGAUCCUCAAGAACACGCAGUUCCGACGGCUCUGCAAGAGAUCCGGCCGCAGGAUUCCCGAGAGAAUCCUCGAUCACGACCGUGUGAUCUGGCUCGGUGAUCUGAAUUACCGGAUCGCUCUGAGCUACUCGGAGGCCAAGAAGCUCGUCGAGGCCAGCGACUGGGGUACACUCUUCGAGAAGGAUCAGCUCAAGACUGAAAGAGAGAGUGGAGUUUUCAGAGGGUGGAGCGAGGGCAAGAUCUUCUUUGCUCCCACGUACAAGUACUCUUGGAAUUCCGACAAUUAUGCUGGUGAAGACGUCACGUCGAAGAAGAAGCGAAGAACACCAGCAUGGUGUGACCGGAUUCUCUGGUAUGGUGAAGGGAUAGUGCAGCUGUCCUACAUUCGCGGGGAGUCAAAGUUUUCAGACCAUCGUCCUGUGUGUAGUGUGUUCAUUGUCGAGGUUGCAGUUCCUGACAACAAACUCAUCAAGUUUGCAUCAGGUCCCAACAUGAAAGUUGGCGUGGAAGAACUCCUAUUUGCCCCCAAGUAGCCGAUAGCAGUACAUGGAAUGCAGCAUUGUGCUCAAGAUCAUAUACAACACACCGUAAUACUCAUUCCAAAUAUCUGGAGCACUAACUUGAAACAUUGUGUACACUACUAAUAUUAGGAGAUAUUCACGAGAGGCAAUUGCUGACCAUAGUUCUGAUGAAGUCAUGAGUACAAUUCAUAGAACUGAGUCUGCACUCAAGAAUCAAAAUUGUUCCCCUCAGCUUCAGUUUGGGAGCCCAAGGCCAAGGGCUCCCAUGAUCAUGACUCCAGAACUGAUACAAAACCUUCAAUCCAUGGACAUUAAUUUGAUUUUAAUUUGUGGGAAGAUCCAUGGACAUCAUGGUGUCAACAACUUUCAGUUUAGUCAGUCAUAUGCAUCUCUGUACUUGGUUCCGUACAUGUCAAUCAAGAUGUGAAUCCAUAGGAGCAUGAAAGGCGCUCAUUUGUUAUCAGAUAA